Gadus chalcogrammus (walleye pollock) is the source of this 888-nucleotide messenger RNA. RefSeq lists its product as uncharacterized. The record is from RefSeq and is a predicted model, not a curated record. The transcript is spliced from 4 exons. Lineage: Eukaryota; Metazoa; Chordata; Actinopteri; Gadiformes; Gadidae. Bases 24 to 842 code for a protein of 272 amino acids.
CCUCAGCUUCUCCUACAGACCAGAUGCUUCUACUCUCUAGGGCUGCCUGGAGCUCACUGUGUUUAGCGGUGGUUGCCAUGGCAGCAGAGCUGACUCAGGACCAGGUGUCGUGGACCAGGAGAGAAAGGAAAGCCGUCUCCUUCAGAUGUACAAACACUGAACAGUGUGCUAAUAAUUAUAUUUUCUGGUACCAGAAGAAAGAGAGCGAAACAUUCACCCUGAUUCUUCUAAUUGACGACAGUAAUGGUGGUCUUGAUAAAGGAUUCAAACAUCCCCAGAAGGAUGAUUUCUCAACAGUCUUCAAAGAGAACAGCUGGGAGUUGUCGCUUCAGGAGGUGAAAGCGUCCCAUUCUGCCACCUACUACUGUUCCUGUUGGAUUAGUGGUGUCACACAGUCAGUGGAGCGGCCCAAAGUGAGCGUCUACCCAGCGACGGGAGCUGAUUUAAAGGGCCGGCGCUCCCUGCUGUGUGUGGCCAGAGACAUGGUCCCUGAGGAGGUCCGGGUGUCCUGGAGGAGGAGAGGGGGGGGCGGAGGGGGGGGGAAGGACGGGGAGCAGCUGGAGCCCAGAGGACCGACAUACGCUGCCAGCAUCCUGGUUAUGGAUCCGGGAGAAACCCUCACAGAUCAAUACAUCUGUAGAGUUGAGCAUGAGAGCGGUCUGCAGGAGGUGGAGGUCCCAGGGUCCCUCCAGGUGCUGUCCAGAGCCAGGCUGGCGUCUGUGCUCUACACAGUGAUGGUGGUGAAGAGUGUGCUCUGCUGCUGUGGCCUGGCUCUCCUGCUCCUCCACACCAACAAGACCAGCAGGACGCCCAGAACCAGCACCACCACAGCCCUGGACUGACGCUGCUGUCCCCCAGAACCAGCAGACCCACCUCGUACAACCAUAA